Molecule: messenger RNA, 4263 nt
Organism: Schizosaccharomyces octosporus yFS286
Lineage: Eukaryota; Fungi; Ascomycota; Schizosaccharomycetes; Schizosaccharomycetales; Schizosaccharomycetaceae
Product: TRAPP complex subunit Trs130
Exons: 5
Coding region: 70-3471 (1133 amino acids)
Biological process (GO): early endosome to Golgi transport; intra-Golgi vesicle-mediated transport
Cellular component (GO): TRAPPII protein complex
Molecular function (GO): protein binding
Source: RefSeq, a predicted model, not a curated record
UGUCAACAAAUAAAUAGAAACGCCAUUGAGGAAAGAAAAAGCAGUACUUUCCUCUUUUUAAUUUGGUUUAUGGCUAAAGCAAAGCCUUCGGUUCAAUACUAUGAUCCAUUCGGCGUAUGGUCCUCAAUAGCAACGGAUGUUAAAAGCAAAAUCCCAUUACGAAAUUUACAAUGGGUGGAAUCAUUUCAAUAUAAAAAGCAUUUUAUCACGAGCUUAGAGCUUGAAUUCGUUCCAUGGGUAGAACAUUACACUUCGCUCGAUAAUUCUAAAGAUGCAACAUUAUUAAACACUCCGUUAGUGAAUAUGCUGAUCUUACCAGAAGAGGAUUCGGAUACGUAUAAAUUGCAACAUCGUCCCUUAGCAUUGGAUUGGUCAAAAAAGGUGUCUCAAAACGACUCUCAAUCCUGGAUGAUUGUUUUAGUAGCGCGUUCACAAGGCGUUAGACGAUCAUCUGGUCCAUUAGGCAGGACACAUUCAAGGUCAAGUUCCUACUUUAUAGCAAAGUCUACUAUUGACCGCCUUAGGAAUGAUUUUAAUACAUCUGGUAUAAACAGAUGUAUUCGACUUGAUUAUGUUCGAUUCGGAACGCCUGAUGCAGAGUGCUGGAAUACAUUUUUAGGUUGUUUGCAAAAGGCUAUUUUGAAUGCCCUAAAUUAUCGAUUCCUUCAACUUUCCGAACAAUCCAAGUAUAUAAACUUGCAAGAUACGUCGAUCUUUUCUGACUUGUUGGUUUAUUUCUUACAAAAGGAACGAUUAGGAGCUAGUUAUUCGGAAUUGUCUUUAUAUAACGAAUCCAUUGACCAGUUUGGUGAAAUGUUUGAAACAUUCAAUGAAAUUUUGAGGACAGCAGAUGGAAAAAACGACAUGGUAAAAUACUUUGGUGAAGGAGCAGGCAUGGUGCCGGCUCCCUCAGAAUUGAAUACUAGGAACUUACUUUUUGACUCAAAUCCCACGAAUCUUCAUCAACUCUUGGCUUCUGAAAAGUUCUCUUUAUUUCACGUUGGGUUUUAUUUGUUCUCAAAGCAAAUUCAGUUGAGUUUGCAAACAAAAAACUAUGACAAGUCAUAUUCACUACUUCAACAAUCAUUUCAGUUCCUAAAUUAUCCUCUUUUUGAGCAGUUUUCGAAUGAGAACCUCCUUCUUCUUCUACGGUUCAAAUACGAUUCUUGUAAUCUUUUGAAGAAUCUCAUAACUCAGAGUGCAAAGGACAACGACAUCAAGUUACCUAUGUCCGAAGCAAGACUAGCUCUAUUUAUUCGUUCUAUUCUUCUUAAAAUUGCAUUUUUGAAGAAAUUGUUUCAUGAAAACACACUCCUCCUUUGGCAUGAAGAAGGAUCUUUACCAAAGUUGGCGCGUAAUGAUGAAAUAGAUAAAGAGUUUCAAGAUCUCGAAGAAUUCUCAAGCUCGGAAUCAUUCUUAAAAAUGUAUAUACAACUUUCUGAGGAGGCUUUAGAAAUAUUUAAAGAAAGAAACAAUCACUUGUCUUUCAGUAACACUGCAUCCGAAACUGCUGUCGUAUUUUAUAUGCUCGGGAAUUAUGAAAAAGCGUACGAAAUGCUACAGAUUUCAAGCCUACCACUAUCUUGGAAAAGCGAUCCCUUUAAAGAGAAGUGGAUUCAGUUUUACAUUGAUACACUAAUAAAGGUUGACAAAACUCACGAGGUGAUUGAAUUCUUAGUAAGAAUUCUUAAAGAUUACAAAAGCACUGAUUGUUUCAAAGCAGCUGCCGAAAUAAUUGAUCAUAUUUCUCAAACCACGGAUUUAAAUUUGGAUGAUUUCUUUUGUAUCAGUCUAUCAAACAUGACCAAUGUUUCAGAGGAGUUAGCUCUGGAGCUUGAUGCUAAAAUUACUUCUUCCAUAUUUAGCUUGGAUAUGCUGGAAUCUGUCGUGUGUAAUUUGGUUUGUAAUUCUCAACCUUUUGAAAUACAAUUCCGCUUAAAAAGCAUUGAGAAUGAUUCAAAAAUUAUUUUGAGCUGUAAUGAUAUUCUUCCCGGAAGUUAUUCCGUAAGUCAAGUGAUAAUUAAACCAAAAGGAAUGCCCCUGCUUUUCAAGAAAGACAGAUUUGUUCCCCAACAAGAAAUAGAGGUCUUCCAACCAUCUCUGAAUGGACGACAUCUUUCUAUAGUACAAGCAUCUGCACCUCAGCUUUUUUUGAACGAUAGAUUUGAAUCUGCUUUUCGGAUAUGCUUUGGAAAAAAAUUCGAUGAGAAUCAGAAAGUGAGCUUAACCUUUGAAUCAAGCAAUAAAGAAGACCAAAGCAGGAUAAGCCAAUGCUUCCUUAAUGAACAUUCUGACUGUACUUUAUCUAUUCAGGAUGAUGUCGCUUAUCUUGAAAACUUUAGGCGCCUAGGAAAUGCUGUUUUAAACUUUCCUAUUUUAAAAAAUGAGGAAAGAAAUGAUUUGAUUAAAUUAAAUUACAAAACUCAAGAUGAUAACAUUAUUAAUUUUUAUCUGCCAGUAAUGGAAAACAGACUAGAUUUUGCGAAGAUUUCCUGCGAACUUGAUGAAAAUGAGCAAGAUUCACAAGUUUUUUUUCUUAAAAUAAAGCCCAAGGAACCAAUAUUAUUUUUCGGAUGGAGAAUUAAAACUACAAAUUUGGAUAGUCAAGAAACGGAUGAAUACGAGAUACCCUACAAUCUAACAAUUUUGGAUACGAUAGAUUGUUUCAAAGUAACCUCAUCGAAGGGUUGGCAGCGAAAAAAACAUAAUGUCACUGUGGAGUGUUUGCGGAUUAGUGACCUUCUUUUCGAAUAUUUGUACAAUGAGUGUGAACAAUAUCUAAACCAAAUGAACAUAAACGUUAUAACAAAUUGGAUUAAAUGCAUUUGUCGUAAAACUAACGAUACCAUAGUUGCGUUGAAUGGUCAGAUUUCAUUGCCUGAAUUGGCAAGUAUGCCCGAGACUAAACAAAUGAAGCUGUUAAUGAAAAACAACCAAACGUUUUUGGAAGAAUUCUCUGGUCUUUUAAAGUUUUUGAAAGCUCCCCCGACAGUCAAAGACGUACUAUCGACAUUACAAUUGCCUAACAGAGAAAAAGUAACGGCAUGUUUUGUAACACCUAUGAACGGUUUGCAGACGUUGGGACCUAUCAAAUUACAAAAUAAAAAGGACAUGGCCCAAGUUGAUUGCUCAUGGAAGUUACCAGCAAGCAUAUCUUUGAACAUUCCUACGAGGGUACAACUUGAGUUCAUGGUUGCCCAUAUGCCUAGCAACAAUGAAGUUGAUCGUGAAAACCGCAGAGUGGAGCUCAUGUACGAAAUAUCAACUUUUACAAAUUCUAUUCUUUUUGCUGGUCCUAUACGCAAAAAAGUGUCCUUAGAUGGAAUGGGAGCUACAAUACGAGAAACGUUUACAGUUAUAUUCCUAACAGCAGGUAGACUGUUGCUACCAGAUAUAUAUGUUCAUUCAAAGGAUGAUAGUAUUUUGACAGUAAAAAAUCCAAAGUACGCUAUGGUUGGUCGUUCUCCUUGAACCAUCCGGACCAUAAUAAAAUACUCUGAAAUAACAUCAAAUAAGCAUUGGCGAAAAAAUCGCGAAAUAGUAUCCUCUGUGAUUUCAAUUUUUUAACGCAAACGUCUAGCUUCACGUUCGGAUUCUAACAAGACAAGGAUGUCGUCUUCGCGAACAGGACCCUUAACGUUACGAAUGAUGGAACGAGAAGUGUCAUCCAUGAAUUCGACACGGACUUGGGUGACACCACCACUACAGAAGUUAGACAGUUUUUCUUUAAAAAUCCACGAUCUACUUACCGAGAUCCGGUACGUCCAAGGACUUUAAUAACCUUAGCCAAUUUGACUGGGACCUUUGAGGAAUCCAUGUUUGUUGAAAACUACGCGUUCAGUGUACAAGUUUUGAUAUGAAUAGAAAUAACAGUCACGAUCUCAAAUACAGACGGUUGUGCAUUGCUCUUUAAUCAAAUAACGAGUGACAGACUGGUACGGUAAGUGACAGUUACCGUAUUCAAGUGGGUUUUGUAUACGUUUUGUAGAAUUGGAGCAAAACAUCUAAUAAUUUAACAUUUAUUUAUAGAAUCAGGAAAGAUCGUGUGUUUGAAAUACUAUUUCUAUUUAGUUUCAUAUGUUUGACGAUUUCUGAACCUGCUAUGAAAUUAAAUUUUGAACAAACAGCAUUAGAGCACUUGCGUAAACAUAACCCAAAAAAAUAUCAAAACGUAGAAAUUGGGUUGUUUUUACACUACAACUGGUUGUAACCUAGAUUUUAAAUGAGUAGUUAUAAUAAUGAGUAUAUAAACAUAUAACAGAG